AUGGCCGCCGAGAGUGAGUUCUUUAUGCCCGAUGAAGGCCUGGUUCAUGAGAGAACGAUCAUGGCCUGGCCGGGGAACAACAACCCCAACUAUCAGGAGGCUGAAAGCUUGGAGCGCAUGAAGGUUGAGCUGUCCGCCAUCGCCAAGGCCGUCUGCGACUUUGAGCCGGUGACCAUGGUGGUUAGUUGCGAGCAGGUCUCUGACGCGCGGCGCAGACUCGAAGGUUGUGGCAAGUAUGGCGUUGAUAUCAAGGCGAUAGGAGCAAAUGACCUGGAGCCCUGGAUGCGUGAUGUGGCACCGACGUUCGUGUUCAGCCAGGGGUCUGACUCCUCUCUCCAUGGGGCCGAUUUCAACUUCAAUGGCUGGGGAGAACGGUAUCUAUCAGCUAGCAAUGCACAAUUGGCCGGUCAUAUCCUCAACGAUAGCUAUAUUCCUCGCGUGGAGACCUCGAUCGUUGUCGAAGGGGGGUCUCUGGAAAUUGAUGGUGAAGGAACUCUGUUGGCGACGGAGAGCUCAAUCCUCAACCCAAACCGGAACCCGGACUUGACGCGCGAGGCUAUCGAGGAGGAGCUUCAUCGGGUCUUGGGCAUCGACAAAGUGAUCUGGGUACCGGGCGUGAAGAAUGAGGAUGUGACUGAUGCUCAUAUCGAUGCCCUAGUCCGCUUCACCGCGCCCGGAAAAAUCGUGUUGAGUCGUCCCAGUCCGGACGAUGAAGUGUGGACCGCGGUUUACAAUGAUACCAAGCGUAUAUUGUCCAAGGCUAUUGAUGCUAAAGGACGUGCCUUCGAGAUUACUGAGCUGCCCGAGGCGGAUGCCAAUGAUAUCGACUCACCUGAAACAGACAUGGUAUUGAGCUAUGUCAACUACUUUCUUUUGAAUGGGGGGGUCAUCGCUCCACGAUUUGGAAGCCAUAAAUCCGACACAAAGGCGAAGGAGAUCCUCCAGAACCUAUUCCCUGACCGAGAGGUUGUCCAGGUCUAUCUCAAUGAGAUCGCAGUCAAUGGAGGCGGGAUUCACUGUAUGACACAGCAGAUCCCUGCAUCAAAACCAUAA
Molecule: messenger RNA, 1053 nt
Organism: Aspergillus alliaceus
Lineage: Eukaryota; Fungi; Ascomycota; Eurotiomycetes; Eurotiales; Aspergillaceae
Product: agmatine deiminase family protein
Exons: 1
Coding region: 1-1053 (350 amino acids)
Biological process (GO): putrescine biosynthetic process
Molecular function (GO): protein-arginine deiminase activity; agmatine deiminase activity
Source: RefSeq, a predicted model, not a curated record